CUCUCCGCAAGCUUUUAUUGCCUUUCACCCACAGAGAUCUCGCGAGACUUUCCGGUCCUCCCGCCUCCGCGCCAAUGCGCCUGCGCAGAUCUUUCAGCUCAGAAGGCUGCGCUUGGAGGAAGUGGCUGCUCGGGUCCGGUGACCGAGCCGCCGUUACUACGUUUCAGAAGCUCUUCUCGGCCGCUCGCCGGCACACUCUGCCGCCAAGAUGCCUCGAAUUAUGAUCAAAGGGGGCGUGUGGCGGAAUACCGAGGAUGAAAUUCUGAAAGCAGCGGUAAUGAAAUAUGGGAAAAAUCAGUGGUCUAGGAUUGCCUCUCUGCUGCAUAGGAAAUCAGCAAAGCAGUGCAAAGCCAGAUGGUAUGAGUGGCUGGAUCCGAGCAUCAAGAAGACAGAGUGGUCCAGAGAAGAGGAGGAGAAACUGUUGCACUUGGCUAAAUUGAUGCCAACUCAGUGGAGGACCAUUGCACCAAUCAUUGGAAGAACAGCAGCCCAGUGCUUGGAGCACUAUGAAUUUCUCCUGGACAAAACUGCCCAAAGAGAUAAUGAAGAGGAAACCACAGAUGAUCCACGGAAACUUAAACCUGGAGAAAUAGACCCGAAUCCAGAGACAAAACCAGCACGGCCUGAUCCAAUUGAUAUGGACGAGGAUGAACUUGAGAUGCUUUCUGAAGCUAGAGCCCGCCUGGCUAAUACCCAGGGUAAGAAGGCCAAGAGGAAAGCCAGAGAGAAACAGUUAGAAGAAGCAAGGCGUCUUGCUGCCCUCCAGAAACGAAGAGAACUUCGAGCAGCUGGCAUAGAAAUUCAAAAGAAAAGAAAGAAGAAGAGAGGAGUUGAUUAUAACGCUGAAAUCCCAUUUGAAAAGAAGCCUGCCCUUGGCUUUUAUGACACUUCUGAGGAAAACUACCAGGCCCUGGAUGCAGAUUUCAGGAAAUUAAGACAACAGGACCUUGAUGGAGAGCUGAGAUCUGAAAAAGAAGGGAGAGAUAGAAAAAAAGACAAACAACAUUUGAAGCGGAAAAAGGAAUCUGAUUUACCAUCAGCUAUUCUCCAAACUAGUGGUGUUUCUGAAUUUACUAAAAAGAGAAGCAAACUGGUGCUUCCUGCUCCUCAGAUUUCAGAUGCCGAACUCCAGGAAGUGGUUAAAGUGGGCCAAGCCAGUGAAAUCGCCCGGCAGACUGCCGAGGAGUCUGGCAUCACAAACUCUGCUUCCAGUACUCUCCUGUCUGAGUACAAUGUCACCAACAACAGCAUUGCCCUUAGGACACCGCGGACACCAGCCUCCCAGGACAGGAUCCUGCAGGAAGCCCAGAACCUCAUGGCCUUGACCAACGUGGACACCCCAUUAAAAGGAGGACUCAACACUCCGUUGCAUGAGAGUGACUUCUCAGGUGUGACUCCACAGCGGCAAGUUGUUCAGACCCCAAACACGGUUCUGUCUACCCCGUUCAGGACUCCUUCUAAUGGAGCAGAAGGGCUGACUCCCCGGAGUGGGACAACUCCCAAACCAGUGGUUAACUCUACCCCGGGUAGAACUCCACUUAGAGAUAAAUUAAACAUCAAUCCUGAGGAUGGGAUGGCAGAUUACAAUGAUCCCUCUUAUGUGAAGCAGAUGGAAAGAGAAUCUCGUGAACAUCUCCGUUUAGGGUUGAUGGGCCUUCCUGCCCCCAAGAACGAUUUUGAAAUUGUUCUACCAGAAAAUGCUGAGAAGGAGCUCGAAGAGCGUGAAGUGGAUGACACGUACAUUGAAGAUGCUGCUGAUGUGGAUGCACGAAAGCAGGCCAUACGUGAGGCAGAACGUGUGAAGGAGAUGAAACGAAUGCACAAAGCUGUUCAGAAAGAUCUGCCAAGACCAUCUGAAGUAAAUGAAACUAUUCUAAGACCAUUAAAUGUAGAACCACCUCUAACAGAUUUACAGAAAAGUGAAGAAUUAAUCAAAAAAGAAAUGAUUACAAUGCUUCAUUAUGACCUUCUACAUCACCCCUAUGAACCUUCUGGAAAUAAGAAAGGAAAAACCAUAGGAUUCGGUACCAAUAACUCAGAGCACAUCACCUAUCUGGAACAUAAUCCUUAUGAAAAGUUCAGCAAAGAAGAGCUGAAAAAGGCCCAGGACAUUCUGGUGCAGGAGAUGGAAGUGGUCAAACAAGGAAUGAGCCAUGGUGAACUCUCCAGUGAAGCUUAUAACCAGGUGUGGGAAGAAUGCUACAGUCAAGUUUUGUAUCUUCCUGGGCAGAGCCGCUACACACGUGCCAAUCUAGCUAGCAAAAAGGACCGGAUUGAAUCGCUUGAAAAAAGGCUGGAGAUAAACAGGGGUCACAUGACGACAGAAGCCAAGAGGGCGGCAAAGAUGGAAAAGAAGAUGAAAAUUUUGCUUGGGGGCUACCAGUCGCGUGCCAUGGGGCUCAUGAAGCAGCUGAAUGAUCUGUGGGACCAGAUUGAGCAGGCGCACUUGGAGCUGCGCACUUUUGAAGAACUCAAGAAACAUGAAGAUUCUGCCAUUCCCCGGAGGCUGGAGUGUCUAAAAGAAGAUGUGCAGAGACAGCAGGAAAGAGAGAAGGAGCUUCAGCAGAGAUAUGCUGAUUUACUGCUGGAGAAGGAGACCCUAGAGUCAAAGUUCUGAAAUGCAGCGUCCAUCCUGUCACAGCACCACUGUCCCUGCAGACAGAUGCCACCCAUCCUUUGUGUGUCCUGCAGAGCCGUGCACCUCGUCAGCACCCGCCCGGCCUGUGUGGGGACUGCUGAGCCCUCCUGGGAGGUGCUCCAUACACGAGGCAUUCCGUGCACGGCGGCGCUGGUUCUGAAAGCUGCAUUCAAGUCUCAGUGACUUAGAUUGGAAAGUGAACCUGAUCAAGAGAAACUGGACAUAGUGCUGAAAUUCUAAUGAAUAAAGUUAAAGAAAAAAUACAUUGCAGUGGCUCUGGAUUUGAGCUGCCCAGCGCCCCUUCCCAGGAGUCACGAGUCCGUGAACGUGACCUCCGGCUGGUGUUGCAGGAUUUGGCUUGUCUGUCUUAAUGUUAUGUAGAAGUUUACAUUUUCAUAUGAGUGGAGCCGUCUUUCCGGCUAUUGUACAAAUUGUAACAUUGGGAUUUUGCAAGCUCCACAAAGUAAAUGGAAUGACUGUGUAUUUUUCUGUACACUAAGCAGUUAUUGUAAGGGGGCUGGUUUGUUCCAUGAAAGACUGAAAGGUUGUGCUUGUAAAACUUUCAGGUUUAGAGCUCUGUUUGGAAAUGAUUUGAUAAUUAUCAACUUCUUUCAUGACUUACCCAUUUUUAAACUUUAAGAUUUUGUUUUAAAAUGUGUUUCUCAUUUUAUUAUUUACUAAAUUUAAGUAUGUAAUUUGUAUUCUAGUAUUUUUAUCUUGUUGAAAUUUAAUUUUCAUAGAAAAUUGUAGUAAAAAUUUUCAGUUAAAUUUUCCAUAUUUGAAACUUACUUUGUUCUAGCUCUACCAUUUUUUAUUUUUUGAUUACUCUUGUUAAAAGUUCUUCCCACCAGAAAACUAGUAUCUUACCAAUUAUGAUUCUUUUUGUGUGAUUUAAAAUAAUAAUCUUUACUUUCUUUGUGUGUGUGUAUUUAGUACAGAGU
Octodon degus (degu) is the source of this 3579-nucleotide messenger RNA. RefSeq names its product cell division cycle 5 like (gene Cdc5l). Bases 209 to 2617 code for a protein of 802 amino acids. Gene Ontology annotation, molecular function: RNA polymerase II transcription regulatory region sequence-specific DNA binding; DNA-binding transcription factor activity, RNA polymerase II-specific. Gene Ontology annotation, biological process: regulation of transcription by RNA polymerase II; mRNA splicing, via spliceosome. Gene Ontology annotation, cellular component: Prp19 complex; spliceosomal complex. The record is from RefSeq and is a predicted model, not a curated record. The transcript is spliced from 17 exons. NCBI's taxonomy places the organism in Eukaryota, Metazoa, Chordata, Mammalia, Rodentia, Octodontidae.